Callithrix jacchus (white-tufted-ear marmoset) is the source of this 3391-nucleotide messenger RNA. RefSeq names its product exonuclease 3'-5' domain containing 2 (gene EXD2). Gene Ontology annotation, cellular component: cytoplasm; nucleus. The record is from RefSeq and is a predicted model, not a curated record. Gene Ontology annotation, biological process: nucleobase-containing compound metabolic process. NCBI's taxonomy places the organism in Eukaryota, Metazoa, Chordata, Mammalia, Primates, Cebidae. Gene Ontology annotation, molecular function: nucleic acid binding; 3'-5' exonuclease activity.
UCACACACCCCAACCAGGAUUACGCCCACCGGGCCUGCCGCAGGAACGGAAGUGGUUACGGCCCUACUGAAUCCGGGUGGGUUCGCGCAGGCGGCCGCACAGGUUCCAUCUCUUUAACGUGAGCCCGCGGUAGGUGUGCGGGCCAGUUCGAGACCGCAGAGGUGGAGUCUCAUUCAGUCACCCAGCUGGAAUGCAGUGGCAGCCUUGACCUUCUGGGCUCAAGUGAUCCUCUUGCCUCAGCCCCCCAAGUAGCUGGAACUACAGAUUGUGGGAUUAGUGAUAUGCUUUUCUAAAGAGUAGAAAAGUCGAAGAUGUCUAGACAGAACUUAGUCGCUUUGACAGUGACUACCCUUCUGGGUGUGGCUGUAGGGGGGUUUGUCCUGUGGAAAGGCAUCCAGCGCCGCCGAAGGAGUAAAACAAGUCCUGUGACCCAGCAGCCGCAGCAGAAAGUGCUGGGCAGUGGCGAGCUGCCCCCUCCAGAAGAUGAUCAGCUGCACUCCAGUGCCCCCAGAUCUUCGUGGGAGGAACGGAUCCUUAAAGCAAAGGUGGUGACGGUGUCUCAGGAGGCAGAGUGGGAUCAAAUUGAGCCCUUGCUUAGAAGUGAAUUACAAGAUUUUCCAGUACUUGGAAUUGACUGUGAGUGGGUAAAUUUGGAAGGCAGAGCCAGCCCUCUGUCACUUCUACAAAUGGCUUCCCCAAGUGGCCUCUGUGUCUUGAUUCGCUUGCCCAAGCUAAUCUGUGGAGGAAAAACACUACCAAGAACGUUACUGGAUAUUUUGGCAGAUGGCACCAUUUUGAAAGUUGGAGUGGGAUGCUCAGAAGAUGCCAGCAAGCUUCUGCAGGAUUAUGGCCUCGUUGUUAGGGGGUGCCUGGACCUCCGAUACCUUGCCAUGUGGCAGAGAAAAAAUUUACUCAGUAAUGGGCUUAGCCUGAAAUCCCUCGCUGAGACUGUUUUGAACUUUUCCCUUGACAAGUCCCUUGUACUUCGUUGCAGCAACUGGGAUGCUGAGACUCUUACAGAGGACCAGGUAAUUUAUGCUGCCAGGGAUGCCCAGAUUUCAGUGGCUCUCUUUCUUCAUCUUCUUGGAUACCCUUUCUCUAGGAAUUCACCUGGAGAAAAAAACGAUGACCACAGUGGCUGGAGAAAAGUCUUGGAAAAAUGCCAGGGUGUGGUAGACAUCCCAUUUCGAAGCAAAGGAAUGAGCAGAUUGGGAGAAGAGGUUAACGGGGAAGCAACAGAAUCUCAGCAGAAGCCAAGAAAUAAGAAGUCUAAGAUGGAUGGGAUGGUGCCAGGCAACUACCAAGGGAGAGACCCCAGAAAACAUAAAAGAAAGCCCCUGGGGGUGGGCUAUUCUGCCAGAAAAUCACCUCUUUAUGAUAACUGCUUUCUCCAUGCUCCUGAUGGACAGCCCCUCUGCACUUGUGAUCGAAGAAAAGCUCAGUGGUACCUGGACAAAGGCAUUGGUGAGCUGGUGAGUGAAGAACCCUUUGUGGUGAAGCUACGGUUCGAACCUGCAGGAAGGCCUGAAUCUCCUGGAGACUAUUACUUGAUGGUUAAAGAGAACCUGUGUGUAGUGUGUGGCAAGAGAGACUCCUACAUUCGGAAGAACGUGAUUCCGCAUGAGUACCGGAAGCACUUCCCCAUCGAGAUGAAGGACCACAACUCCCAUGAUGUGCUGCUGCUCUGCACCUCCUGCCAUGCCAUUUCCAACUACUAUGACAACCAUCUGAAGCAGCAGCUGGCCAAGGAGUUCCAGGCCCCCAUCGGCUCUGAGGAGGGAUUGCGCCUGCUGGAAGAUCCAGAGCGCCGGCAGGUGCGUUCUGGGGCCAGGGCCCUGCUCAAUGCCGAGAGCCUGCCUGCUCAUCGAAAGGAGGAGCUGCUGCAAGCACUCAGAGAGUUUUACAACACAGAUGUGGUCACAGAGGAGAUGCUUCAAGAGGCUGCCAGCCUGGAGACGAGAAUCUCCAAUGAAAACUAUGUUCCUCAUGGGCUGAAGGUGGUGCAGUGUCACAGCCAGGGUGGGCUGCGUGCCCUCAUGCAGCUGGAGAGCCGCUGGCGUCAGCACUUCCUGGACUCUAUGCAGCCCAAGCACCUGCCCCAGCAGUGGUCAGUAGACCAUAAUCAUCAGAAGCUGCUUCGGAAAUUCGGGGAAGAUCUUCCCAUCAAGCUGUCAUGAUAGCUGCUUUCCUCCCAGUUAGGACAGGUGGGAAACUGGAGCCAAGGUCGAAGAGUCACCUCUUCCCAUUUUAAUACACCAUUAAUUGUCAGCGCCUAGGUGACACAACUCAGAAUACUAACUUAGAAUGAUCCCAGGAUGCUUCUGGUGGAGCAAGGAUAGUGUUUGAAGGAGAGCUUAUAAUUUUGGAUUUUAAAUGGGCAGGGUCUUUUUUCCUCUCUUACUUUUGUGGACAAGAGAGGCCUUUGCCCUUAUUUUUACUCUCCGUUGAAAUCUUCCGGAAGUGACUUGUCAGGACUUUCAAAAAAUGUUUUUAAUGCAUUUCUUCCUCAUCUAGUGCCUCAGUUUAUCUCUAUCAGGGGCUGUCCAGUAUAUUGGUCCUAUUAGGAGGGGAGAAAGUUCUUCCACAGGCUGGGGAGGUAAACAAGAAGUCAAAUUUAUUUUCCCAAUUCAACCUCAUAAUUAUCAUUUCUUUGGCUUCGUGCUGUCCUGUAACUCAUGUAGUUGGGAUCCAUCUCAUCUGCGUCACUUCAGUCUACUUCACAUACUUGAAAAGGCUUCCCUUUUACAUAUCCAGGACCAAACAGCAACUUCCUGCCAUGUGUUUCCACCCUAUAACUGUGAGAAAUCCUUUUCUGGAAAUGAGCCUUUGACUUGGGUGGAGCAGAAAGAACCACAAACUCCAGUAGAACUUUGAAAUUCGCCCAGUUUUUCCUUUCAUGCUGUUUAUUGCCUGCUUGUUGCACUCCUCCUGCCCUCAAACUGCAAGAUUUAGCUUCAUCCCUUUCUGAGAGGAAUAUUUUCUUUUAUCUGAGUCAGUAACAGUUCCCCUAUAUUUUGUUCCAUUAAAUUUGCAAGAUUGGCCUCUUUUAAGCAUUUAAUUCACUCCCAGAGUCAUCUAGUUAGGUUGCAGUGUGAGGACUUCUCUGUCUCCUCGGUAGCCUGGGACACUGAGAUUACUUGAUAUAUUAGAUGUUCAAAAGAGGAGUGUUGUUUCAUCUUUCAAAAUGUUAGGCCAUCACUUUGAGUAUAAAAUCAACUUAUUAAUUAUUAGUAUUUUUUUAAAGUGUUAGGAAAACUUUCUUAUUUUAUAAGAUCUUAACAAGCUUACAAAAUAAUUUUAUGACCAGAAUCCAACAAGAGCUCUAUUUUGGAAUUGUGCCCAAGUUGGCAAUGUUUGCUCUAAAAUUGAUAAAUAAAACUACUUGUAAGCA